ACGCGGCUCCGGCCGUGGUGGCGGCGGAAGGCGCGGCGGAGGAGGAUGAGGAGGACGAGGGCCGCGGCCGGGGCCUGCUGCGCUGGGACGGCUUCUCUGCCUGGCUGCACUGCGUGUGCGUGGUGGGCUUCGACCUGGAGCUGGGCCAGGCCGUGGAGACCGAAGGACUGUAACCAAAGGGUUAGCGGCACCCGGAGAAAGCUGCACGCAGGAUGCUUGUUUUGGACUUUGAGGAGGGAAACAAUGCCCGACACAGGGCGAAUUGCAGUAGUUAAACCUUGCCCACCCAACUUUCUAGACACAGACUGUUUGGUAAUUUAUCCUCAGCAUUCCAAGCUUACUGAUAAAGAAAAAACCAAUAUUUGCUAUUUGUCUUUUCCAGAUUCAAAUUCAGGUUGUCUUGGAGAUACCCAGUUUUGUUUUAGAUUUCGACAGUCUUCUGGGCGGAGGAUGUCACUGCAUUGUCUCCUGGAUCAAUUUGACAAAGAUUUACCAGUUUACUUAAAGAGGGAUCCUGCUUAUUUUUAUGGAUAUGUGUAUUUUCGACAAGUUCGAGAUAAAACUCUGAAAAGAGGCUACUUUCAGAAGUCCUUGGUUUUGAUCAGCAAGCUACCUUAUAUCCAUUUUUUUCACACUGUGCUAAAACAGAUAGCACCAGAGUAUUUUGAAAAGAAUGAACCUUAUUUGGAAGCAGCCUGUAAUGAUGUUGAUCGAUGGCCUGCCCCAAUGCCAGGAAAAACAUUACACCUUCCUAUAAUGGGGGUGGUAAUGAAGGUACGGAUUCCAACAUGUCAUGACAAGCCUGGAACAACUCAGAUAGUGCAGUUAACUCCGCAGGCAGAUACGCAUAUAUCUGUUAUUUUGCCUACUGUUCACGAGGUGGAUCUUUUCAGGUGUUUCUGCCCAGUUUUCCUUCAUAGUCAGAUGCUUUGGGAGCUGGUGCUGUUGGGAGAGCCCCUUGUGGUCAUGGCACCGUCACCAUCAGAGUCUUCAGAGACCGUAUUGGCACUUGUUAGCUGUAUUUCUCCACUAAAGUACUGCAGUGAUUUCCGACCCUAUUUCACAAUUCAUGAUAGUGAAUUCAAAGAAUAUACUACUCGUACUCAAGCCCCGCCCUCUGUCAUAUUAGGAGUAACCAACCCUUUUUUUGCUAAAACACUCCAGCACUGGCCACACAUUAUUCGAAUAGGAGACCUUAAACCUGCAGGUGAAAUUCCUAAACAGGUCAAAGUGAAAAAAUUGAAGAACCUAAAGACUCUGGAUUCUAAACCGGGAGUUUAUACUUCUUAUAAGCCAUAUCUAAACAGAGAUGAAGAGAUUAUAAAACAGUUACAGAAGGGUGUACAACAGAAACGUCCUUCUGAGGCUCAAAGUGUCAUUCUCCGACGCUAUUUUUUGGAACUGACACAAAGCUUCAUCAUUCCAUUAGAACGAUAUGUGGCAAGCUUGAUGCCUUUGCAGAAAAGUAUUUCUCCAUGGAAGAGUCCACCCCAAUUAAGACAGUUCCUUCCGGAAGAAUUUAUGAAAACGCUCGAGAAAACAGGACCUCAGCUGACCUCUAGAAUAAAAGGCGAUUGGAUUGGACUUUACCGGCAUUUUUUAAAAUCUCCUAAUUUUGAUGGCUGGUUCAGGAGCCGGCGGAAGGAAAUGACCCAGAAAUUGGAGGCACUCCACCUAGAAGCCCUUUGUGAAGAGGACUUACUUCUCUGGAUCCAGAAACACACAGAAGUAGAAACAGUAGACCUUGUAUUGAAGCUGAAAAAUAAGUUGGUGCAAGCUGAUCGAGAGCGCUUACCUGUGAAACCUGACACUAUGGAAAAGUUACGGACACACAUAGAUGCAAUUAUCUUAGCAUUGCCAGAGGACCUACAAGGCAUUCUGCUCAAAACGGGCAUGACAUGAGAUUUGCCAAGAUUUUCCAGCCAAAAAAGAUUGCACGUCAUGAAGCAUACUGACAUUUCAACCAGACGCACAAAAGAGAUGUCUCAAUGGCAAAGAAGUGGACAUGAGCCGUGAGUGCUAGCUACAGGGUGGAAAGACUGUACUGUAUAAACAGACCUUUUUAGUGCAUUAUUUUUUAAAAUGGGUCUCUGGUGGUUCCACUUUAAUACUGAAACACCGAAAGGCAUUUCUAUAUUUUUAAUAAUGUUCUGAAGUGCUCUUAUGAGAGACCUGAGGGGCCAUCAGUGUCAGUGAUUCCAAACUGCAGUGCUGGCAUUGCAGGUAUUUUUUUAAACUGGCGCUGCUUUGCCCAAUCAUGUUAAAACUCAGGGGGAUAUAAAAAUAACAUUCACACUGCCCAUCUUCUUCAGAAGGAGGACAUGAUGAACUGUUCAGCUAGAGCUAGAAGUAAUGGACGCAUAUGUAGUGCCUUCCGUUGUCUGACUCGUUUCACAAAGCCCAGCUGCCAGUCUUGAAGCUCUUCUCAUAUCUUGGUUAUGAUACGUAGUUUUGUAAGGCAUUUUACCAAGUAACCAGUGCUUAAAAACGUGUUUCUUGCCUCCCAGUGUGUUUAUCAGUAGGCUUUUUUUCAUUGCCAUGUAUAAGGUUUUAAAUUCAUUAUUUUCAUUAGCAUUUUCAAAAUUUAAUCAUCAAUUUCUCCAAAGGCAAGAAUAUAUUAGUAUUAAUUAUGGAUUAGGGAGGAAUAGUUAAUAUCCUCUUAACUUUUACUAAUUGGGCCUGUUUAGCUUAAUUAGCUUGGAUUUUUUUCAAAGAUACUCUAAUUAUAAAACUCGAUAUAAUCAUCUAUUUUUUAAACUGAACUAUUCCUAUUUUAAAUGCAUUUGUAAGUCAUUUUAUGUGAUAGUCAUUUGAGUGACUGUAUGGUUGAUUUUUCAGUGGCAUUAUGUGCUUGGCAGGGUUUUCUCCCCCCCAGUGUUUCUCAGAACACUUCUGCUUUCGUUUGACAUGGGAUCUUUGCCUGAAUCACUGUUACAGCCAAUUUUUGUUGUUGUUUGUUUGUUGUUUUUAUUUUUAUGUUGUUUAAACUGUACUACCUUGCCAAAAAUAGAAGAAUGUGGCUUGGUAGGGUAAGAUUGCUUGGUUUGUGUUUGAAUAGGAGUGUCCUACAGAAGCCACUGUUUAAAAUAGGCACACGUGACAUAGCAUGUAUGUAAAUAGCUAUGUCUUGAAUUAUCCUCUAAGUAACCAAAUUUAGUUGUAGUUAUUUGUAAAAGAAAUGGCUUCAGAAGCUGUCUCUUGUUUGUUGGUGUAACUCAUAAGGACUCCUGACCCAAGAAAGCCUCCAUUUAUUUCCUUGUAACUGUGGUCUAAAUACCCAAAUGUGUCCUUUUCACAUGGAUACAGUCUCUUCACGCAUACCUCAAAGUCAGAGAGAGAAAAUGGCAUUUGAAAAAAUCAUCUGCCUUCGAUCAUAUCAGUCAUUUCGUGAGAUAACAGUUGUCCUUACAGAAAGCGGACAACUGCUUUUAUAUGGGAAAAUAUUUCAUAUCUUUCUGGGAAACCUUAUUUAGGUAUAAACAGUCAUCUUAUUAUUUUUUAAAAAGGUGUAUUUUAAUAAUCUUACAAUUUAUAUACAGUCUGUGACCAGAAUUUGAAAGUUGUUAAUGUCAUACCAAGGAUCUUUUAAAUUAUACCACUAUAGGAUGUAUCAUUUCAAAUGCAUUUUGCACAGUUGAAGAGUAGGAAAAGAUGCCGGUGAGCAUGACAACGCUGUCUUUAUACCUUCUGCAUUUCACUGAAACUUAACACAUGUUGGAAACCAUAUCAUACCUACCAGGUUUAUCUCUUAAUUUCAAAUUACGUACUUGUAAAAAUAACAAAAUUGCUUUGGAAACCUGAGAAAGACUGACUGGGUAACUUAAUUUUUUGUGUGUGAUUUUCAGAGUUUUUUUUUUUUUUUUUUAAGAGGACUUUGUUAAUGUCUAAACCCUGCCAUUUAAUGUUUAUCUCCACCAGCAUCAGAAGGAAUCACUGCUUUAAGGGCGUCAUGUAAUGCCUAGUGCCUUCUUUUUACAGUGUAAAAGAGGUUUUGUGAAGGCAUUUAUGGUCAUUACUGAAAACAAUUAAAGGCCUUGGAUUUUAAACUACUUGGAUCUCUUGUGUUAUUUCUGAGUAGGGUUGGAAUACUUUUAAAAAAUACUUAGUAAAUUAAACUUGUGCUUUUGGAGUUCCUUUUACUUCCUGAGAGUUUUUUUCUUUUUUUUUAAUUCAUGUAAACCUUCUCACCUGUACUUCACGUGGAGCUGGUGAACAGUUCAGCUUAGUAGCAGGCAGAUGGCUUAACUGAUUGCUUAUCUUCCCAGCAGUACAUCAAUUUUAUAAAAUAUUCUGAUGAAAAUAUUUUAGUUCACUAAUCUCAGUAUUGUUAGAUUCUUCAUUUUUUAAAACCUUAGUCAAAUUAUUUUUCUUUGUCUUCUUAAAGGUAGCAACUUUAUGAUACGGUUCUUUGGAUUUUAACUUGUUUAUUAAAUAGUAAGAAGACAUACUGGAUAUUACCCCUUUUGAAGGUACAGAGUAAUAUUUUUCAAAGCGUGUUACAAAAUAUUUUGUUGUUAGGUGCCAUUGACUUGGUUCUAACUCAUAACAACCCUAUGUAUUUUAGUAGAUUUAAAAGAGAUGGCAUUAAAAUUUGUCAUUUUGGUUUUACUUGUUUAUAACUUAGUUUAUUUGUUUUUACAAACUUAGACUUUACUAAUGUUCUCCUUUUCAGCAUAACUUAGGGAAAAAAAGUGAUUUAAAAAUUUUAAGUACCAACUUUCUAAUACUAGUGUUACCAGAUGGAAACCCCAGGUUCUUACCCAGCAUAACUUGUAUUGGCCAGUAAACAAGAGAUCGAGGUGGGAGAACAAGAAAGUCACCUUUAUUUCAUUGUAUGAGGAAAAUGGAGUCGUUCGAAGCUGCUGCUGCCAAGACUGCUCACCGAGGGCGGGCAGGCCAGUUACUUUUAAAGGGGUUUACAAGUAGGGAGUUCAUACAAAUUACGUCAGCAACAGUCUUAGUCAUACCGUGCAGGGCAGGUGCAGUGGGGUUUACAGAAAAGCA
Molecule: messenger RNA, 5004 nt
Organism: Loxodonta africana (African savanna elephant)
Lineage: Eukaryota; Metazoa; Chordata; Mammalia; Proboscidea; Elephantidae
Gene: DENND6A
Product: DENN domain containing 6A
Exons: 21
Coding region: 46-1902 (618 amino acids)
Cellular component (GO): recycling endosome
Molecular function (GO): guanyl-nucleotide exchange factor activity
Source: RefSeq, a predicted model, not a curated record